UCUUCCUGUGUCCUACGCAAUGUGGUCAGCGGUAAGAACCCAUGUGCCUUUCAAACCAAAAUGGCUGCAGAUACGCAUUUGAAACUUCAUGUUGUUUUAGACGGUUCCCGUCAGUUCAUGGUUGUCAUAGGAUCCAACAAGACAGUAUCGGAUUUAAUAGAAGAAAUCCUCAAAGUUGCACGCUACAUUUAUCCCGAAUACGGGAAUGUCACCUCAAUAACAUCCCUGCAGAACAAGGAGCACUAUGAGUUGGCCGGCCUCUAUGUCGUGGAGUCUGUGCUAGAUACACAUGAGACCGUAUUUGCAACUUCAGGAUUGUGCAAAGCAAAAUCCUCACGCAAAACAAAGCGAGUCAUUGUGGAAGAUGAUGUCGAAGACAACAUUGUUUAUAAUGAUGAUGAUGAUGAUGAUGAUGAUGAUGACCAUGAUGACAAAAAAUCCAGCUCUGUCGAAGAAGAAAAAACAAUCCCUUCAGAAAGGAAUACUGCCCAAAUAUCCCGAAGCCAUGGUAAUGAUGAUGCUGAUAAUACUUCACUAAGACCUAAUUUAGAAUCGGUGACUCACGAGGAGGAGGGCACUAUCUUAAAUAUGGUAACCCCCUGCAAUAUGGCCCAAAAGAGAACUGAUAUUUCCAUGAGUGUUGAUGAUUAUGACAAACAACAUCCAAACAAUGAAAAGGGGAAACUGAAAACUAAUGAACCGGGUAAUCAAAACGAUACUAAAAGGCCCAAGAAAAAAACUAAUUUGAAAUUUGUUUUAAGAAAAUUUGUAUUGAAAGAAAAUGAAUCCAUACCAACUGUCAAUCCAGCUGUCAAUCCGUGUGGCGGAAUAAACAGGAAAACUCAACAUAUUAGAAGCUCAAAAGUCAAUCAGGGUACAUUGACCGUAAAAGCGCAAAAGGAUGAUAAAGGUAUUAGAUUUGGAGUAGAAGAAAAAAUUCUCAAACGAGCAGUGAAGAAACACAGACAGAGUGUUUUAGGGUGCAUUCGAACAUCUCCUGGGGCUCCGGACGACUUGUGCAGCACUAUAUCUGAAGCUGUAUUAAGCUCUGAACAGUUCAAAUCUAUGCUGGAGUCCUCUGCAUGCUCCCAUUCAAAAAACAGAAAAAGGUUAAAAAAAUCUGUGACAAAAGUUGCUAGUUGGCUUGCUUCAUCGCAUGAAGAUUAUGUCAGUGAUCCGGAGAAUAGGGGACCUCUUGAGUUGUUUGAUUCGCCGUCUGUCGCAAGCACGAAAUCUAUGACUGCAGAGGACAGCCAGAGCCUCGGUGCGAUAGACACCGGCACAAAACACCGUUCUGAUUGUUCAGAUGACCAAGAGGGUAUGGUUCGAGACCAUAGCGCCCUUCUGGGUUGCCAAAAGACUACGGAAUCGCAAUAUAAGGAAACGUUAUCUAGACCCUCUACUCCUGUAAAAAUUGGGCUAGACAAAUGUGAUUUCAUGCAGCAAGACAAUAUAUCUAUAGACGAAAUUGCAACUGCCAUUAAUAGAAAUGAACCGGCUGAUUUACAAAAUAGGAUAGACUCUGUCGGCGGCGAAGAAGUUACAGACCUCAAUGCUUCAAGGUGCGUUCUGCUGCAGGAAAAGCUGGUUACCAACGAUCAUGGGGUUCAAACUCUGGUUAGAACGACAUCCCAAGAAAAAGAUCCAGGGUGCAUUCAACAGGAAAAUCUGGUUAAAACGGCAUCCCAUGAACAAGAUACAAGGUGCGUUCAACAGGAAAACCUAAUUAUCGCCAAUCGUGGGAUUCAAACUCUGGUUAAAACGGCAUCCCAAGAAAAAGAUCCAGGGUGCUUUGAACAGGAAAAUCUGGUUAUCGCCAAUCGUGGGACUCAAACUCCUUUCAGAAUUAAAUCUCAAAAACAAAUACCUCAACAGAAAAAGGUAUACAAGGAGCCCGAGGUUCAAACUCCCGUUAGGACGACGUCCCAAGGACGACGUGCGAAGCGUCAAGAUAGGGAUAGUGUCUGUUCGGUUACUGAGUCAGAGGUAGAUAACCUAGCCUUCCCUGCUUGUUCCCCGGUCAGGUUUAUUCGUUCCGGUUCUGUAUUCUAUCAUAAGGGCAGCAAUAAAAGGUUUAAUCACAUUGCUAGAGCAACUCUCCUAAAUGGCGUUGUAAGGAUGACUCGGAGCGAUGUUAGCGGUUACAAGAAGUGGGAAGGGAAUCAAAGUGAACAGAUUAAAUACAGAAGGGUUGCACGAGCAGUGAAGAAAAUCGGAGUUGAUGAUGAUGUCAUUAGUUUUUCAAAUUCAACAACGCCUGAUAAAGUUACCUCGAAUAAAGUAGACAAGCAACAUAAAUCAUCACAAGCUCCUCUGGAUUCUAGUAGCAGUUCAUCCUGCAGCACAUCCUCAACGACACCUAAGAAGAGUGUCUCAAAACAUGGUAAAUUAUCGGAACCAUCAGACGGUAUGAGUAGUUCAUCCAGAAGCACAUGUUCAUCUUCAGCAGACCUCGAGAAGGCUAUCUCAAAUAAAGAAAACGAUAAACAAUAUAAAUCGUCAGGAAGACAUGAAGGCGGAGCUACUAAAGACGCAACUCAACACCCCAGCUUCUCCACCAACGAGGACUGUGUGACUCACACUGAGUCGGGUUACACUAUCGAAGAAAAGGAUUUCGCUAGUCGCGACGAGGAAAUAGCUGCCGGCCAAGGCACUCCCAGCGAAACCACACGAGGGAUAAACCAUCCAGCCAGCAAGGACAAGGAACCGCCCGCAGAUGCGGCACCGGCACUUACUGCUAUCCACCCCCCGUCUUCUCUCCUUUCUCCAACAUUCUCUCCCUCUUUGUCUGCUUCUACUCUCCUUUCUCAUUCUGCUGCUGUUGAGGAUGAUGACUCUAAAGAAAGCACAGAAAGAAACAGCGACAAAUCUCCAGGACUACAUUGCUGGGUCAGAAAAAGUCGCCUUCCGAAAGGUAGAAGAAAAUCUAAACGCAUUCAAUGUGGGAGACUGAGAUCUGUAUGCACACCUUCUGUCUGGGAAAACCAUUGCUUAUCUGAGGAUCAGUCUGUCAUUUCUGACAGUGAAAUGGACACCGGAGAAGCUCCUAAUGCUACAAACUUUCCGUGUUUGCAAAAUUCAACAGAAAGCUCUCAUAUAAGGGAGGAAGUGUCUUAUAAAAACAAAGGCACUUAUAAUGCAAGAAGCCCUCCAAGGAAUGUCACGACUCCCCCGACACCAGAUGAUAGUCUGGAAGGAAAGAAAAGCCCGUGUGCUGGUGUUGAAAAUACGGGGACGCAGACAGGAAAGGAAACCGCGAAGGAAAUAUGUAGUAAGAAGAAGCACCUGGCUUUGGAAAAGAAUUCUUAUACCGCACUGUCAGAGAAAAUUAUUUCACAAUGUGAAGGAACAGAGCCAUCUAUCGGAAAAGGUAAUAGACAUGUGCCUACUGAAUUGAUGUCAGCAGAUAUGAAUAUCAAUGAGAUAUCCAAGAAGAAAAACACAAAUGAAGGAUUGAUAAGUGAAGAAACUGUCGCGAAAGACGUUGAAAAGGAAGUCGACACACCGGCAUACGAAUCGCGAGAUGUACAUGCAUCAUCUGGGGACUUCACAUCUGCUGAGACAGAAGUCGAAAUUGAGCCGUCCAAGGAGAUGAAUAAGAAUAAGAAUAAAGGAUUAAAAGGUGACCAAACUGCCGCGAAAGACGCUGAAAAGGAAGUCGACUUAUCGGUAUAUGAAUCGCAAGAUAUGCUUACAUCUUCUGGGGACUUCACAUCUGCUGAGAUAGGAGUCGAUAUUGAACCAUCUAAGAAAAGAAAAAAGAAGAAGGAAGGAUUAAUGGAUGACCAAACUGUCGCGAGAGACGCUGGAAAGGAAGUCGACACACCCGUAUAUGAAUCGCGAGAUGAACUUACAUCUUCUAAUGACUUCACCUCUGCUGAGAUAGGAAUCGAUAUUGAACCAUCUAAGAAAAGAAAAAAGAAAAAGAAAGGAUUAAUGGAUGACCAAACUGUCGCGAGAGACGCUGGAAAGGAAGUCGACACACCCGUAUAUGAAUCGCGAGAUGAACUUACAUCUUCUAAUGACUUCACCUCUGCUGAGAUAGGAAUCGAUAUUGAACCAUCUAAGAAAAGAAAAAAGAAAAAGAAAGGAUUAAAGGAUGACCAAACUGUCGCGAGAGACGUUGGAAAGGAAGUCGACACGCCCUUAUAUGAACCGCUAGAUGUGCUUACAUCUUCUAGAGACUUCACAUCUGCUGAGAUAGGACUCAAUAUUGAGCCAUCUAAGAAAAGAAAAAAGAAAAAGGAAGGAUUAAAGGAUGAGCAAACUGUCGCGAGAGACGCUGGAAAGGAAGUCGACACACCCGUAUAUGAAUCGCGAGAUGUUGUUACAUCUUCUAGAGACUUCACAUCUGCUGAGAUAGGACUCGAUAUUGAGCCAUCUAAGAAAAGAAAAAAAAAGAAGGAAGGAUUAAAGGAUGACCAAACUGUCGCGAGAGACGCUGGAAAGGAAGUCGACACACCCGUAUAUGAAUCGCAAGAUGUGCUUACAUCUUCUAUAGACUUCACAUCUGCUGAGACAGGAGUCGAAAUUGAGCCAUCCAAGAAAAGAAAAAAGAAAAAUAAAGGAUUGAAAGAUGACCAAACUGUCGCGAAAAUCGUUGGAAAGGAAGUCGACACACCGGUAUACGAAUCGCGAGAUGUACAUGCAUCAUCUGGGGACUUCACAUCUGCUGAGACAGAAGUCGAAAUUGAGCCGUCCAAGGAGAUGAAUAAGAAUAAGAAUAAAGGAUUAAAAGGUGACCAAACUGCCGCGAAAGACGCUGAAAAGGAAGUCGACACACCGGUAUACGAAUCGCAAGAUAUGCUUACAUCUUCUGGGGACUUCACAUCUGCUGAGAUAGGAGUCGAAAUUGAGCCAUCUAAGAAAAGAAAAAUGAAGAAGGAAGGAUUAAUGGAUGCCCAAACUGUCGCGAGAGACGCUGGAAAGGAAGUCGACACACCCGUAUAUGAAUCGCGAGAUGAACUUACAUCUUCUAGAGACUUCACCUCUGCUGAGAUAGGAGUCGAUAUUGAACCAUCUAAGAAAAGAAAAAAGAAAAAGGAAGGAUUAAAGGAUGAGCAAACUGUCGCGAAAGACGUUGGAAAGGAAGUCGACAAACCCUUAUAUGAACCGCUAGAUGUGCUUACAUCUUCUAGAGACUUCACAUCUGCUGAGAUAGGACUCGAUAUUGAGCCAUCUAAGAAAAGAAAAAAGAAGAAGGAAGGAUUAAAGGAUGACCAAACUGUCGCGAGAGACGCUGGAAAGGAAGUCGACACAACCGUACAUGAAUCGCGAGAUGUGCUUACAUCUUCUAUAGACUUCACAUCUGCUGAGACAGGAGUCGAAAUUGAGCCAUCCAAGAAAAGAAAAAAGAAAAAUAAAGGAUUGAAAGAUGACCAAACUGUCGCGAAAAUCGUUGAAAAGGAAGUCGACACACCGGUAUAUGAAUCGCGAGAUGUGCUUACAUCUUCUAGAAACUUCACAUCUGCUGAGACAGGAGUCGGACUUAAGAAAUUCAAGAAAAAGAAAGAUGAAGAAUUGAUAAGUAGUCAGACCGUUAUUGGGAAGAAAGUCAACACUCCUACCUCUGAGUCCACGAAGUCUCAAGUUGUUCCGGCAUCUUCGGACUUAUCAGCACCCCAAGAUAAUACGGGAAUGGAAAGUAAGAAAAGAACUAAAAAAUCAAAAAAGAACAAGAUUGCGAUAUCAGUAGGUGAGAAGACAGAUACUGAAGACGACGGAAAAGCGGUCAAGACACCCGUGCCGCGAUCUGCGGCAUUAAAAGAUAAUCCUGUUGCUGCUCAAAAUACCGAAGAAGCGAAACUGCGUGAAGGUAUCAUCGGAGAGAAUUUAUUAUCUGUUAGUAAAGAAGAGCCGCGCAAACAGAAGAAUAGAGAAAAUUACCUUUCCCAUGUUCAGGCUACCAGAGACAUGUCUAUGGAUGAUGAAAUACCCAAUAAAGGAAGACUUCGUGUUAACUCCGAUUCCGUGAGCUCUCAAUGUGGGAAACACAAACAAAAUGUGCAGAAAAAUGCCAACGACUCUUCUCACCUUCUUAUAAAGGAGAAUACCUAUAUCCAAAGUGUAGCUUCUCAAUUAGAGGAAAGUGGUAAAAUAAGAGUCAAGCCAAAGAAAAGAGUGAAAACCAGGGUCCUUUUUCACACAGAAGAAGAUAUUCCUGCUCAGCGGAAAAGUGGAGACUUCCAGUGUACUGAAAGUGAGAAGAAACAGCGAAAGUCGAAAAAGGAGAAAAGGGGCGUUGAACAUUCAGACCACAAGGAAAGUGAAGAUUCUUGCGAGAUUGAUCGAAAAAAGUUAAAUUCGCCAAACGAAAAUGUUCAGGACCCCACCCUAGUGAGAGAUGUCCAAGGAAAGAAGCAAUAUAACCUCUCUAAAGAUAGUUAUCCUGUACCUGUUGCUGCCGAUUCCGAACGAAAAUCGAAGAAAAAGAAAAGUCACAAGGGGAAAUCUAGUAGCCUUCAGAAGGAUACAAAUAUAAUGGAUGGUGAUGGUGCUGAUAAUCCAAACUCCGGUACUCUCGAAGGGGAGCCAUCGAUACGUAGAGAACAAAGCAAGAAGAAGGAAAACAUUGCCGGGACAGAUAAACAGAAGGUUGAUAAGGAACGGACACAUCAAGCAAAGAAGAGCAAUGAAGAUGUCACUAAGGUUGCAGAUGGAAAGGACGCAAGGUUAAAUAUGAAAUUUAGUGAUGUGUUAGAAAAUAAGAAAGAUUCUUACGAAUCAAAAGACAAUCCCAAGCAGCGACGAGAUCCCAGUCGAUCAAACAUGAAAUUAAAUGGAAAAGGUGACGAAAGCCCGGGAAAAACAGUCACUCCAAAGCUGCCUGUCAACCAACAACAACCACGCAAUUUAAUUCAUAAGAAAAAGUCGAAGAAAAAGAAAAAGCGUAAAGAUAAAGAGCUGCAAGAAGCAAAAAUUGUUUUGUCAGAAUCUGGAAUGAAAACAGCCGAUAAGGAUAGUUUGCUAAGUGAAACCCAAGUAACAUCUAAGACCCAACAAGCGAAUUCCUCAACUCAUAUAUCCCCGAAACCAUCUAUUAAUACCGGUGAAACGAGUGAAACCGGUAGAGAUGGAGCUGGCAAAAAGUGUGAUAGUCAAGUGCGUUAUGAUGAAGAUUUAAAUGAAACUGGACGAAAAAAGUACAAACAAAAAAGGAGUAAGAUGAUUGAUAUCGAUUUCACUAACAGCGAGAAGGAAAAAGUCUUGACUCAACUCAGCGAAUCCAGGAAAAGAAAGCUCUCCAAACAAGAUCAUAUUGGGACUUGUCGAAUGAAGAGGAAAAAGACAGAUGAUACUGAUUCGAGAAAGCAGCAAGACUUGAGUGCGAAGUCUUCCAAAGAACCCAAAUCUAGUAAGAACUCUAAUGAUAGAAUGGCUGCUGAUGCUCAAAGUCAGAAUUCCUCCAAGAAGCGAAAGCAUCAGAAGAAACAUCACGUCCUUCAGGGAGAAAAAUCAGAUACUGAAGUGGAGCAAUUGGGUCUGUUGGAGCCCAAGGUAGCGAAAUCAUCUUCCGAUUCUGUUUAUCCUGCUAAGGAUGAUGAUGCUGACACGGGACCCUGUCAUACCAAGGCGUCGACACUCGCAAGCCUCGUGGAAGACCUUCCAGGAGUUCCCAAGACUCCAAAGUCUUCCUUUUACAAACGUUCUUCGAGUGACCCCACCCAUAGACCCCUCUACAGACACUUCCACGCUACUCCCACAGGCUUCACCAAUACAUUGUCCCGCACACCAAGAAAGCUCUCGCAUGUGACAAAACAUGAACUUUCUGCUCGGAGGCCCAGGCUGGUUGCCACGACAACUAUUGGUGGCUUAAACACUUCGGAACUUAAAGACAGUGAGCGCGACAUAUUAUCGGGUGGAAUCAGCCAACUCGACAAACUACUAGCUGAUGACUCAUUCUGGGAACCUUGAAUAUAUUGACCCCAUGGUCUACCUCUAAACUGUUGUUCUCACAAUAUAUAUGUAUAUAUUUAAACAUACAUGAAUAAAUUUAGCUCGGAAAUA
Nematostella vectensis (starlet sea anemone) is the source of this 8007-nucleotide messenger RNA. RefSeq lists its product as uncharacterized. Lineage: Eukaryota; Metazoa; Cnidaria; Anthozoa; Actiniaria; Edwardsiidae. The transcript is spliced from 6 exons. The record is from RefSeq and is a predicted model, not a curated record. The coding region runs from base 61 to 7914 and encodes 2617 amino acids.